This is a messenger RNA of Argiope bruennichi, 17351 nucleotides long. It is a transcript of the gene HERC2, whose product is annotated as E3 ubiquitin-protein ligase HERC2-like. The transcript is spliced from 81 exons. NCBI's taxonomy places the organism in Eukaryota, Metazoa, Arthropoda, Arachnida, Araneae, Araneidae. The record is from RefSeq and is a predicted model, not a curated record. Gene Ontology annotation, molecular function: zinc ion binding; ubiquitin-protein transferase activity. Gene Ontology annotation, biological process: protein ubiquitination. Bases 66 to 14510 code for a protein of 4814 amino acids.
AACUUGAACGGAAUAUGCAAUAACUGAUGUAUUUCAUAAGUGUUAUCAAAGAUUAAAGGUUGAGUAUGGAUUCCAAAGUGAGUCCAUCUGUUAAAAGCACAUUUCACUUAAGAGAGAAAAUGCGGCUCCAUUUCCAACGUAGAUGUGACUAUAAAUGGCUAAAAAUGGAUUUACAGGCCAUUUUUUCACCACAUGGAUUAUCUGAUUUUUGGAAUGAGCUUGUUAAAGAAAGAGAAAUAAUGCUUCCUAAAGCAGUGUCUCCUCCUCGUAGCAGUUUAUCUGAUGUUUGUAAUUAUCCAGGAGAAUGUGGAUGUUGGUUGUGUGUAAAUAGUGACAGAGUAGCAAAUGCUCCUAAAGAGACUAGCUCACAGGAAUCAGAAUCAAAAGUUAUGCAUUCCAAAGAUUUUAUUAAAUCUUGGACAUGGGAUUCAGAAAUAAGUGUUGAUCAGUUGAAAGAAUGUUUAGAGCUUAUUCAAAAUGAAAAACAGCUGUUAGGUUGUGAAGCCUCCAGCUCCACCAUUUCUGCUACUCGUUUAAAGCAACGUCUUAUCGUCAUUCACCGAUAUUUUUCUGCGUGGCCUCAAAAGAAACAGACUUCAAAUGCUCAAGUGCCUCUUAACAAAGGACAAAGUUUAAGUUCUGAAGAGUCAAACAGUGUUUCCGAGGAGAAGCCAUUAGCAACACUUGCAAGAGUGGGGUGUACUAUUGCGAUGAGUUUUGCUUUCGCAUCGCUUCGUCGAGCUUGGAGAUCUGGAGAAGAUGCAGAUCUCUGCAGUGAACUUCUUUUAGAGACUCUAAAAGCUCUCAAGGCAUUACCAGAUGCUUCUUUAUUUGAUACUGGCUCUAUUUCAUCAGUUUGGUUAGAUACAGUUGAACGAGCUUCAGUGUUUUUAAGAUCUGUUGUUCUUGAUGAUUUUCCAGCUAAUCUUGAAAAUUCUAAAGGUUGUGUUGAGAUCCCUGCUGAUGAUAAACAGACUUCUCUAGCUAUACUUUUAGAGCUUGCCAUACAACAUGCAACUUUAAAUAAGAUUUUAGAUGUUAUAUUGCUACUUUUGAAAUUAUGGAAGAGUCAAUUAUGUGUAUUAGAUAAUAGGGUAGCUGAAUUUGGUACUUGUGCACCUCUGGUUCCCAUUCUGAAAAGGUUUCGUGCUGUUUUAAAUUAUAAACCCAAGCCCAUAGAAUUAAAUAUGUCAAAUGGAUUUCAAAAUGUUCUCAGUCCUACCGAAAUGUUUCUGCAUUUUAUGCCUAUUCCAGAAGAUGAUAGUCUUCUUGUUGACAUGCAGCAAGUUGCUGUAUAUAUGCUUUCUAAUUUAGAUUAUUAUUCUGUUACUCAUGCUCCUAUUCAAGAUCAAAUGGAUACUGGUCAAUUGUCUGAUGUAUUUGGUCUUGGUGAGCUAUUGUGGAAUUUUAAUGAACCAAGUUCAAAACUUAAUAGAUGUGAAGUUAUCCCAGAAUUGCAUGUCUCGCAGAUUCAUUUUAGUCAUACCUGUCUUCUAAUUUUGAAUAAAUUUGGAAAAGUGUAUACAGUAAAUGUUCCUGCAACUUCUGAGGUUCCCCUCUUAGUAAGUGGUUUUGAAGGGAAGGAAGUUAUUGAUAUUGCAACCAAUUUAGGAGCAAGACAUUAUUUAGCAUUAACUCGGGAUGGAGAUGUUUAUUCUUGGGGUAUUGGUGAUGGUGGUCGCUUGGGACAUGGGGAUCACAAAUCAUCACCAGUUCCUAUGCUAAUUCAAGAUUUAUGUGGUAAAAAUGUCAAGCGUAUUGCAUGUGGUCCAACAACAAGUGCUGCAAUAACUGCCUCUGGAGAUUUAUAUACAUGGGGACGUGGAAGGGCAGGAAAGUUGGGUCAUGGUACAUAUGAGGAUUGUCUUCGACCAACAUUAGUUUCAGCAUUUAAAGGCAUUAACAUGGCUGAUAUUUCAUUUUCAAGAGAUUCUCAGACUCUGGCUGUUAGUGAUUCAGGUAUUGUCUUUGCUUGGGGUGAUGAAGAAUCUCGCAAAGUAAACCGAAACAGUUGUGAGGAAAUUAAACCACCAAAAGUUGUGGAGAAAUUAAAUGGAAUCGAUAUUUGUCGAGUUUAUAGUGGAGUGGACAUUUGUAUUGCUUUGGCGAGAAAUGGAGAUGUGUAUACAUGGGGAAAAGGAGAUAAUAUUCGUUUAGGACAUCCAACUGAGGAAUAUGCACGGUUUCCAAAGUUAAUAGAAUCCUUGGCAUCGAAGAAAGUUAUUGACAUUUCUGUGGGACAUUGUCAUUGUGUUGCAAUUACCGAAGAUGGAGAUGUUUAUGGUUGGGGUCAGAACGAUAAUGGUCAGUUAGGUGAUUUUACUGGUCCAGAACCUGCAUUAAUUGCUUCCUUCAAAGGGAAGAAUGUUAGAGUUGCUUGUGGAGAUAAGCGGACACUUAUUUGGUGUACAGAUGAACCAAGCACAAUUAAGUUAAAGCUUCCAUAUAUAGUAGAUGUUUGUCCAACCACUUUCCAGCUGUUAGAUGAGCUCCUGAAAUUCAUUUUUGAUGGCCCUGAUGGUGGCUUUAUGAUAUCUUCAAGCUUGGAAAAAGAGUGCAUUGCAGUUUCCUGUUUAAACCUUCUGAAAUUACAGCUCUCUGCUGCUAUCAGCAAUAAACUUGAAAAUAGCAGUGUCGGUGAUGUUGAUUUGCUGCAAAGUUUGAAGCAACAAGUGAUUGAUCUUGCUGUAACACCUGGAGUUGCUUUACCUGUUCAAGCGGCUGCACAAAGUGUCUUACGAGUUGGAUGGGUUAUACUUCUUCCAACUGCUGAUGAAAGGGCAAAGGCUCUUUCUCUUCUUCUCUCUGGUUCUCAAAAUUCUGGAGGUAAUUCAGGCUGUCAUUUUAUGAUUGAUUUACUGGUUCACAGCUUAAUGGCCGAUGGAGGCUUGGAAUCAUCUCUAGCUACUGCAGUGAAAGUAGAGCUUGAAGAAAUAGAGUAUGCUGUUGUGGAUCAUGGUUUGAUGUUAGAAGAUAAAAAUAUUACUUCUGCAAGAACUGCAGAAUCAUUAAAUUCAACUCAAGCUCAAGACGAUACUAAUUUUGAUGAUGUUCUAGGAAAGUCGUGUGACAUUCCUAUUUUGUAUUUGUUAAAUCAACUUUUAAGGAAUGUAUCUAUGCAAACAUUGCUGAAACUUGAAAACAAUGUUCCAGAAACUAUGACAUCUUCAGCAAUCAAGUUUGAAAAACUUGAAAAGAUGGAAAAAUCUCCUUCUUUGAAUUUGCUUUUAAGAUUUCAAAGACUUUUAAUAUCUGAAUUCUAUGCAGCAAGAAGUAAUGAUCUGGAUUCUGAGAAAGAAAAAGAUGAUACUUGCAAGCAUUCCUUAACUCUGCGUUUGAAAGGUUUAGCUGCUUUUUUGCGAAAAUAUGCGUGCCUGUUAACCUCAUUUGUUUGUAAUGCUUUAUCUGAAGCCUCUUCUUUGGGAACAAGUGGCACAUAUCUGUUUGCAGUUGCUUCAUCAAUUUUAGAGAGUGAUAUCACAGGUGUGUUGCUUCCUGAAUUUUUGGUGUGUCUAGUCCAGUUGGAGAUAAUGUAUCCUAGUCUCAUUCAUGAAGCUCAGCUAAUCCCUGUAUUAUCUCAACUGUUAGAUCGUUUAGAUAAAUUCAACCAACUUGCCCCUGGUGUGGAUAAAGAAGAUACUGCAGAUCUUUUAUGGCAUGGAAUUCCUUCAUCCAAUUUGAGCCUGACAGCUAUGGUCCACUCCAAUGAUAAUUGCCCCAUUAUUUAUAAAACUGAUUUAGAAAAUCAUAACAAAGAUAAUGGAUUGUGGACUAUUAUUCAUGGAAAAGUGUACAACUUGCAAGAGUUUAAACAUCGAGCACCUUGUGGGUUAUUGAACCUGGAGCAAUAUGCAGGAAAAGAUGCAACUAAAGCUUUUGAGUCAACUAAACACAGUGAAGAAGCCAAGAAGCUAAUGAAAACAUUUUUUGUUGGAAAUUACUAUGACCCUGAUGCUGAGCUGUUUCAACGAGUUGAUUUUAGUAAUUACACUUCAUUGAUGACUGAUUGUGAGCGAACACUAGCAUACCUACUCGGAUUAGCCACUCGCAAUGAGGUCAUUGGUCCAGACUUGAAAACUUGUGAGAAUACUUAUGCCCAAUGGCUAUCUUCAACAGCAAUGAGAGGAGGCUUGCAGGUCUAUCAACCACCUAACCCUUUUGAAGAAGAAAAAGGAGAAGCACGAUCUGCUUCUACAGCUGUUUCUCCAGUAUCUGGUGCUACUCCUACUGAAGUACAUCUUCUGCCAGGUAUCUGUGAUAUGAAUGUGCCCACUGAUCCGAAGUUGUGUUUCCUGCAAAAUAUUGCUGAAAAUCGAUUAAAUGAGCCCUUAGUAAAAAAAUUCUUGAAUUUAACUCAGGAAUUUUCUCGAGAUCAUCACAUUUCUGUUCAUCUUAAUUUUCCUGCUGAUCAUCCUGUUGAGGAAGUUGGACGAUUGCUGAUUGCAGUACUUUUGAAGCACUUGGGACUUGGAGAAACAUGUGUAUCUCUGGCUGAGAAUACCAAUAGUGUAGUAUCUCCUUGUAUUGAACAUGUUUUGAGAAUUACUCAGCAGGCCAAAUAUUGUCUAAUUAAGGCUCGACAAGACAUCAACAGUUCCUACAAAGAAGUAUGCAGUCCUGUUUUAGAUAGAUGUCGAUUUUUGUUCUACGAAAUACGACCUGCUAUAAGUUCUGAAGUGAAAGCACUCUCUAAAUUAAGAUUUUACUCAGUUGCUCCGAAAUGGAAACAUGCCAUUCAUAAAUUAAUAAAAAAUAGGAGGCUUUCUAAAGUUGCUAAAGGAAAAUCCGAAAGUUCUCAAUCUGAAAAAGGAAAAGCAGGAGACAGUCGUUUAAUGUCACAGGUUUCUUCAUCUCCUAGUUCAUGCAUUACAAACUUUUUAGAACUGGAAACACUUGCAAAUGAAUUAGUUUCAUUUGUUCUUGAUAGUGAUAUUGAUGUGGAAGGCUUAAGGAAAGCAUUAUAUUGUCAGGUUGAGAGAGCAAAGGUGCGACAAAAAGGAUACAAUUCAUUGUUAGGAUUGGUUAAACGUGACAAAAUCAUUUCAUCAGUUAAAUAUUCCUUAUUGAGUGGUUGGCUGGGUCUUAUUGAAUUUGGAAGUAAGAAAAUAAAACAUAUUCCCCACUGUUUGGACAAUAUAAACAUGAUUCCUCCAUAUGACCGAAUCAUGGUAGAGACACAGUGUACUUCCUUUAUGACAUGGGCUAUUAAAGAGCUUCGUUCCUGUGUUUUGCAGCUUGAAAUGCACAGUUCAAAAUCAACCAUUUCUGUACAGGAAAAGUCAGGUGCUAAACAAAAGACCUCUUCCAUCCUUCAUAUUAAAGAAGCUGAAAUCAGAAAUGCUGAAAAAGCAGUUGAACUUUUCCCUUUGACUCGCUUUCCUCUUAUUUACAUUGGAUUGCUAUUUGGAGAUUUUCGAGCCUUGGAAACAGGAUUAGCUGUCAGCUCGGGUGUUUUCGCUCUAGUGCAGACAAUUUUAAGAAUAUUAGGUCCCAAACCAAAUAUUGAACAAGAUGAUCAAUCAUCGCAGGUCUAUGCAGUGUUGGAAGAAAACUUCAGGAAACAUAAAAUUCAUACUCCAUUGACAGGGCCAGAAUUAGCUGCAAUGAUGAAAAUCGGAACUCGGGUUGUCAAAGGAGCUGAUUGGAAAUGGGGAGAUCAGGAUGGGCCUCCACCUGGGGAAGGAACUGUUAUUGGAGAAUUAGGUGAAGAUGGUUGGAUUCGAGUUCAGUGGGAAACUGGAUCUACUAAUUCAUAUCGAAUGGGAAAAGAAGGGAAGUAUGAUUUGAAACUGGCUGAUCCAUUGCCUCUACCUCAGCAGGAAUCUUUGUCUGACUCAGAAGAGGAUGAUUCUUCUUCAGAUGUAUAUCAAGCAGGUCAGCCCGUUCUUCUUCUUCAUGAUUCCUGUCUUCUGCUUCUCAAAAAUUUGUCAUUAUAUAUGGGUUUAUUUGCUAACAACGUUCCUAAGCCAGCAGUUAAUUCCUUAGCAGGACUAUUGAGAUCAAUUCUCAAUACUAUUUAUGGAGACACUCAAACUCCCAGAAGUGCAGCCAAUUGGCUUUCACUCGAACAGCACAAAGAAUGGGCAUCUCUUAGUUUUAUACGAGCCACAGCAUGCUCUUCUGCUAUGUGCCAGGCUCUCAGUACACCGUCUUGGAUAAUUUUAUUAAUGAAAAUUAUUGCUGCCCCACAGCCUUUGACAGGAUCACAACUGAUUACAAAAGUGCAAGCUCUGAGAUUAUUGAAAACCAUACUUUCUACUUGGUCAUUAAGUUUUUCGGCAGACCGGUUCAGGCAUACUGUGGAACAGUUUUUUGAAUUUUUGGGCAUUGUGCUGCUUGCUUGUUACAGAGACCCUACUUUACAUCCAAUUGAAUAUCCCCAUAAAGGAAAGUGGGAAAUGCGACCUAAAGUAUCCUUAACAGCCUCUCAUUGCAGUACACUCGCUGAAGAAUAUGUCAGUGUUCUUCGGCAUUUGCACUCACUUCCAGCAUGGAGAAUAUAUAUUAGCCGCUUCAUUGCAGAAUAUCUACAUUUAUUCAUUGAAAUCUUCACUCAACCUUUAGAUUUGCAUGAUAUUAUAUUAAUGAGGAAGUACAGUCUAUGCUUAGCUGCCUUGGCGGUUCUUGGUGGAGUAGAUAAAAGAGUUCGUUUGGGUGGUUUAGUUUCCAGUGAUGAUGAAGAACCCAGUGCUGUUACAAAAAUAUCACCAAAUGGAAAAAUAUACUUGCAGUCUCAAGAUAAGAGAAAUUCUACCAAAAAGCUUUUAAGUCAAGUAACUGUAGUGCCUGCUUCCAAAUUCCAUUUAGAUGAUGAGCUCGCAUCUGACAAAAUGCUGGACGUUUGGGCUUCUUUAUUAGCCCUUGCUGUUGGGGAUGAGAGUUGCAUAGAAAAUAAAUGUAAAACUGAUCAACAACCAUCUAUUACUGUUACGUCAUCUGGUAUAAACAGGAGUUACCUGCAUCAACAAUAUUCCCAUCUAUAUCUGAUAAAAGCUGUCCGUGUGUUGUUUGGAAACCAGCGCUACUUCCACAAAGUGAUGAUUCGAACUCUUCGCUUGAAUUACGCCUCAAAUAAUUCCAUAGUCACCCUUCUUGCUGCUUCUCAGAAAGGAAAUGGAGAAUUUGUUGAUAAUCCUCUUCUACUUCAAUAUUUAAUGUCUGCAGCUAGCCAACCUUCUUUGUUAAAGCCUAUCUUUACAUGGGAGGAAAUUGAAGCUUCUGCUUUAGCUGUCUCACAGUAUCUACUGUCAGUAUCAACUCUACCUCCCACUUCACAUGUAAAAGAAAGUCGUGUGAGCAGUCCGUUAUCUGAACCCACUGGGAGCACAAUGAGUAUGGAUUCAGGUCAACUCCAUCCUGUUAUAAAUCCUGUUAGCAGACAGCGAAGAACGAGACCUAAAUAUCCUUCUGGAUAUUGUGCCACUGAUCCUCAAGAAAUCCAGCUUUUUACUGAAAUGGGGUUCUCCAGAAGGAAUAUUGAAAUGGCCUUUAGAGCCUUAGGUAGCUAUUUGAAUUCUGAGUUGGAUUUCUCUAGUAAGCUUGAAGUAGUGGUCAGCUGGCUUUUAGAACAUGAAGAUGAAAUUGCUGAUGUUUCAGAUGAUGAUAGUUCAACAUCUUUUGAGGCCUACACAGAUUCGGAUUCUUUUACGGCUGAUGAUGAAAAUGAUGCCAUGAAAGCAUUUUGUCCUAAAGUUGAGAAUGUAUUUUAUAAUCGAGGAGAUUUCCAUAAUGAACUGGAUUACAAUUUCUAUAUGGCUGAAAAUUUACAUCUGGGCAGUUUGGUUCGCUGCUGCAUGGAAUUUCAAGACAUCAAGAAAGGAGAUAUUGGUGUUGUAGUUCAUGCCGAUCCUGGAAGUUAUAAUGUGCGAGUUGAAUGGAAGCGUAUGGGUAAGACGUAUUGGAUGAGAUAUAAAUUUCUUGAAUUACUGCAUCCAUUGCUUCAAGUAGAUCAAUCAGCUGCUUCUAUGCAAUGUUGCCUUGAAGUUGGUGAUCAGGUUAGAGUGAAGUCAACUGUAAACACUCCCUUUUAUAAAUGGGGUAGCAUAACACAUGAAUCAAUAGGAAUAGUUAGAGGUUUCAGAUCUGAAGGGCAGAAAGUAAUAGUUGAUUUUCCUACUCAAAUGGGCUGGAAAGGUUUAACUUCAGAAUUGGAGAGGGUACCUGGAUCACCUAAUGUGAAUAUGAUAUGUGGUGGUUGUCAAACUUUAUUGUUGAGAAGGUCAUGGUAUAAAUGCAGAAUUUGUCCAAAUUUCAGUUUUUGCUCAAAAUGCUUCAAAUCUGAUCGUGUUCAUAUGCAUGAAUUAUAUGCUGUAAAAGAAUCAGAUCCUUGUCUAUCUAAGCCAGUGAGUGGGUUUAUUGAAGACUGGAGACGAUGUGUAAAGAAUGUAACAGUUUCUUCUAGAGAAAAUUUGGCUUAUCGUUUGACUGAUGGAUCCAAAUAUUUUUGGCAAAGUUCAGGAAAGCAGGGAAAACACUGGAUCAGAUUGGAAAUGCAUCCUGAUGUUUUGAUACAUCAUUUACACAUGCUUGUUGAUCCUUCUGAUUCAAGUUAUAUGCCAUCUUUAAUUGUUGUGAAUGGAGGACCUUCAUUGGCUAGCAUGAAGGAAUUGCAAACAAUUGUAGUUGGACAAAACAAUACCACUGUAAAUCUCCUGUGUGAACAGUCUGAGUACUAUCAGUUCAUUGAGAUAUGUAUCAAGCAGUGCCGUAGUGGUGGAAUCGAUUGCAGAGUUCAUGGAUUGACCAUUCUCGGAAGAAGAAAAACAGAAGCCGAUGACUCUGGAACUUUCCCAUAUUUGGCUUCAGAUGAAGAUGUAGAAGCUGACAAUGAUACCCAAGGCACAAGUGGUUUAAAAAGUACCACUGGAGAAAUGCUAAAAGAUUUUGAAACUAAGGUUUAUGUCUGGGGUUUAAAUGACAAAGAUCAACUUGGAGGAUUAAGAGGCUCUAAAAUCAAGCUUCCUGUUUUCUCAGAAACUUUGUCUGCUCUCAAACCUAUUGCUAUUGCUGGUGGAUCCAAAAGUUUGUUUAUAAUUACCCAAGAUGGAAAAGUGUAUGCAUGUGGGGAAGGCACCAAUGGUCGUUUGGGAUUGGGACAUUCAAAUAAUGUGUCAAUUCCUCGUCAGAUAACUACUUUAGGCAGUUUUGUUGUUCGGAAAGUUGCUGUUCAUUCUGGUGGUCGCCAUGCACUUGCUUUGACUGUAGAUGGAAAAGUAUUUUCUUGGGGUGAAGGUGAUGAUGGAAAACUUGGGCUUGGAAAUCGAGUGAGUUAUGAUCGACCCAGACUCAUCUUGGCUUUAAAAUCAAAGCGAAUCCGAGAUAUAGCUUGCGGAAGUGCUCAUAGUGCUGCCAUUAGCUCCUCUGGAGAGCUGUAUACAUGGGGCCUUGGUGAUUAUGGUCGACUUGGGCAUGGAGAUUUAGUAACUCAAAUGGAGCCUAAAAUGGUUAUGGCUUUUGCUGGCAAACGAGUGAAACAAGUGUCCUGUGGUAGUAGAGAUGCACAAACAUUGGCUAUCACUGAUGAUGAUAUGGUGUAUUCUUGGGGAGAUGGCGACUUUGGAAAACUUGGAAGAGGAGGCAGUGAAGGUUGUCGAGUACCAGAGAAUAUUGAAUCUUUAAAUGGGCUUGGUGUAAUCCAAGUUGAAUGUGGUGCUCAAUUUUCUUUAGCAUUGACGAAUUCUGGUCAAGUUUGGACAUGGGGUAAAGGUGAUUACUUCAGACUUGGUCACGGUGAAGAGGGCCACGUCAGAAAACCCCAGCUUAUUGAAGGCUUGCGAGGGAAAAAGAUUGUUCAUGUUGCAGUUGGUGCUUUGCAUUGUCUUGCAGUUACAGAUAGUGGACAGGUAUAUGCUUGGGGUGAUAAUGAUCAUGGACAACAGGGUAAUGGCACUACAACAGUUAACCGCAAACCAGCUCUAGUGCAAGGAUUAGAAGAUGUAAAAAUCACAAGAGUUGCAUGUGGUUCUUCUCAUAGUAUUGCUUGGACGACUGUAGAAGUACAAAGUCCCAGACUACAUGAUCCUGUCUUAUUUCCUGUUCCACGUGAUCCUCUUGGAGCCUUAGCAUUGGGCAGAAGUGAUUCCGCUGUACAAGAUGAUAUAGAAGCUAAUAUCAGUAAUAAAAUAUUCUUGGCCAAUUCUAAGCAUAUACAACGCCCUUCGCUUAUGAAGACGGUUUUAUCAUCUACAAAUGAUCAGGCCAGGCAACAAGCUCUUCAAAAUGUACUACAAGCCUUACAAAUUCACCUUGCAAGAGAGGCUGUAGUAUCUGCAUUUACACCUCAUACUGAUAUAUCCGAUGAGAUGUCUAUGUCUAUGUCUGUUAACAAAGAGAGCUCUCCCGCCUUGAAGCAAGAUGAUGUAGUGCCUUUUCCAGAUGCAGGGAAACUUAGUCUGGGUCGUAAAAUUAAAUCAAAUUCAUUUGCUAAAGCAGCAAAGAGUCCAAGUGAUGAAGAAGCGAAUUUAACUAGAGAGCUGUUUUCAGUAAAUUCACUAUCAAGUUCCAGUAGUUUUUCUUCCAAAGUUUCUCCGACAGCAGCUAGUGUUUUAGUUGCUACAUAUUCUUCUUGCGAACAAGUGUGUUCAAUAACAGAUGCAACUGAAUUAGAUGUAGAUGAAUUUACUAACUUACUAUCUUCAGACGAUGCACGUGUGUUGGUUGAUCUACUUAAAUUGGCUGUUGCAGGAAGGAUGAACGAUAAAGCAAAGGAUAUAAUAUCCUCAGUCUUGACUAAUUUGAGUAAAUCCAACCCUCAUGUUGCUGAGAUGAUUUUAGAGCUUUGUGUAACAGAAUUAGAGGAUGUGGCUACUGAAUUGUCAAGUCGCCGCCAUAUGCCUUUGCCUGUUGUUCAGGAGACACCCCAUCCCUAUCCAGAUAAUGUAACUCUAAGCAAUGUUGUAAAAAUUCCAGGUGCCGUUUAUCUAAGAGUAGAAUUUGAUCGCCAAUGCUCAACUGAACGUCGGCACGAUCCACUUACUAUCAUGGAUGGCACUGGAAAAAUAAUUGCAAUUAGAUCAGGUCGCGAAUGGCCCGAAUGGUGUGUGGACCUUCAUAUACCAGGAAACGAGCUGCGAUGGAAAUUUGUCAGUGAUGGAUCAGUAAAUGGUUGGGGCUGGCGUUUUACUGUAUAUCCAAUCAUGCCUCAAAAUAGCGACAAAGACAUGUCUGAUCGAUCUGUCAUGUCUGGACCUUCCAUUGAAUUGGUUACUUCACUUCUUGAGAAACAGAUUAAUUUUACUUCUGAUGUCAAUGCAUUAUCAAGACUUGCAGCUGCACUUGCAUCCUGUGCACAGCUGGGAGCACUUGCAUCUAGUCAUAGAAUGUGGGCAUUGAAUAAACUUCGCCAGCUGAAAUCUUCAGUAUUGGGAGAUAAAAUGAGUAUAGUCACAAUUAUGUCAGAAUCAUCUGAUGAUUCACCUAGUGAUACUCAGGUUAAUGUUAGUCAGCCUCUAUUUGGAGACGCACUUGUUAGUCUUGUAAGGGAUUUACCUGGAACAAUCUUGCGUCAGUAUGAAUACGAAGAUGCUAUAUUAAGAGCUGGUAAACACCUAAUGCAUAGUGAUUUCUUUAAGGUCCUUGUUGCAUUAGCCUGUGAUUUGAGUUUAGACAGCAUACCCUCGUGCAGUGAAAGUCAUAAAUGGUUAUGGUUUAGAAGAUACUGCAUGGCUUCUCGAGUGUCUACUUCAUUGAGUGAGAGAACUGCUCUUCCACCAGCUUUCUGUGAAGAAGUGAGGAGAAAGAUUCGAGAAAUGUGUUCAGAAGAUGAAGAGGUGACCGCUGAGCAUGAAGAUCAUAAAUUGUUUAAGCAGGAACAUGACGAGCAAUUAAUUUUGUGGGUGAACAGGAAACCGGAUGAGUGGGCUGUGUCCUGGGGUGGAAGUGGAACCAUCUACGGCUGGGGUCAUAAUCAUCGUGGUCAGCUAGGAGGAGUAGAAGGAGCAAAAGUAAAAUUACCAACUCCCUGUGAUGCUAUAACCAAUUUAAGGCCACUCCAGAUAGUAGGCGGAGAACAGACCUUGUUUAUCGUAACAACAGAAAUGAAGGUGUAUGCAACUGGCUAUGGAUCUGGUGGUCGACUGGGCAUUGGUGGAGCAGAUUCAGUCUCCACUCCCACACUGCUAGAAAGUAUCCAAGACAUUGCUAUCAAGAAAGUUGCUGUGAAUUCUGGUGGGAAGCAUUGUUUGGCACUUACUAUACACGGAGAAGUUUAUUCUUGGGGCGAAGGAGAUGAUGGGAAGUUAGGACAUGGCACCAGAAGCUCCUGUGAUCGUCCCCAGAAGAUAGAGAAUAUCAGUGACAAAGAAGUCAUUGAUAUCGCAUGUGGCGGAGCUCAUAGUGCAUGCAUUACAUCAACUGGAGAAUUGUUUACGUGGGGCAAAGGCCGAUAUGGACGAUUAGGCCAUGGCGACAGUGAAGAUCAGUUAAAACCGAAAAAAGUCGAACUUCUAGCCAAUUAUAAAGUCAUCGAUGUUGCUUGCGGAUCUGGCGAUGCCCAGACGUUAUGUAUCACUAGCGGUAACAUCGUAUGGUCAUGGGGUGAUGGCGACUAUGGAAAAUUGGGUCGAGGAGGCAGUGAUGGAUGCAAGAUCCCUGUAAGAAUUGAUGCCCUCACUGGCAUGGGAGUCAUAAAAGUAGAAUGUGGAUCUCAAUUCUCUGUUGCUUUGACAAAUUCUGGAAGUGUUUUCACUUGGGGCAAAGGAGAUUAUCACCGAUUAGGUCAUGGCACGGAUGACCAUGUUCGUCGACCAAAGAAGGUCACAUCAUUGCAUAAUAAGAAAGUUAUAUCAAUAGCUGUAGGCUCCUUGCACUGUGUUGUCUGUACUGAUGCAGGUGAAGUUUACACAUGGGGUGAUAAUGAUGAAGGUCAACUUGGUGAUGGCUCCACAAAUGCUAUUCAGAGACCGAGAUUAGUUUCUGCUCUCCAGGGUAAAAAGAUAAACAAAGUCGCAUGUGGAUCCGCUCAUACUGUGGCCUGGUCAACAUGCAAAACGAGCCAUACAGGUCGACUGCCCACAUUAAUUCCUCUAGAAUAUGAUUAUUUAAGGGACAUUUCAAUACCGGUGCUGAGAAAUCGAUACUGUUUACUGUACCAUUUUUCAGAAUUGUUUUGUUCUUCAAUAUCUAUGUUCGAUUUAGGGAAUGAUAAUCUUAGAGGGCUUCUGGUUUCCUCUGGGAAGGAAGCUGCAUUUAGAAAAGUACUUCAGGCUACUAUGAUAAGAGACCGACAGCAUGGGCCUGUUGUGGAAUUAAAUCGAAUGCAGGUUAAGAAAUCCCGCUCAAAAGGUGGCUUGGCUGGAGCAGAUGGCUCAAAAUCAGUUUUUGGACAGAUGGUAUCCAAUAUGAGUAUUAUGACACAAGAAAGUCUGCUCUUACCCCAUCGAAUAUGGAAAGUGAAAUUUAUUGGUGAGAGUGUUGAUGAUUGUGGAGGAGGUUAUAGUGAAUCCGUGGCUGAGAUGUGUGAUGAAUUACAAAAUGGAUCCUUGCCAUUGCUCAUUCUCACACCUAAUGGCAGAGAUGAUUCUGGUACAAACAAAGAUUGCUUUUUGUUCAACCCAGCUGCUAAAUCUAGUCUUCACAUGGAUAUGUUCCGAUUCUUGGGUAUGUUGAUGGGCAUUGCAAUGCGCACAGGAAGUCCUCUGAGUUUGAAUUUAGCAGAGCCUGUUUGGAAACAACUGACUGGAAUGGCCCUCACUCCAACUGAUCUAACUGAAGUUGAUAAAGAUUAUGUUGCAGGUCUUAUAAGUGUACGUUAUAUGGAACCUGAUACUGUGAGAAAAUUUGAUUUACCCUUCAGUACUCAUAGCACCACUGGAACUGAGGUCCCUCUCAGUUCAAAGUACUCCUCUGUCACACCAGAAAAUCGUAUAGAAUACAUUCGUCUUGCUUUAAGUUACAGAUUGCACGAAUUUGAUGAGCAAGUGUCUGCAGUACGUGAAGGAAUGUCAAAAGUUAUUCCUGUUCCACUUCUGUCCCUUUUUACUGGUAGUGAAUUGGAAACUAUGGUAUGUGGUAGUCCAGAAAUACCUAUUCAACUUUUGAAGUCAGUAGUCACAUAUAAAGGCAUUGAGCCGGACGCACCUCUUGUUCAGUGGUUUUGGGAUGUGAUGGAAGAGUUCAACAACACUGAACGAUCCUUGUUUUUGAGAUUUGUUUGGGGACGCACAAGAUUGCCGAGGACGAUUGCGGAUUUCCGGGGAAGAGAUUUCGUUUUGCAGGUAAUGGAGAAAUAUAACCCUCCAGACCACUUCUUACCAGAGAGUUAUACUUGUUUCUUCUUGCUCAAAAUGCCAAGGUAUUCCUGCAAGGUCGUGUUGAAAGAGAAACUAAAAUAUGCAAUUCACUUCUGUAAAUCUAUUGACACCGAUGACUAUGCAAGACUCAAUCAACCAAACUUAGAACAUAGUAUGGGUGCUAGUCCUUACAUUGAUAUUAGUGACAGUGAUGAUGAAAUUGAAUCUGGUUCAGAUGAUUCGAUUCCACUUCGUUCACCCCCUAGUGAGAGUGACCGAUGAGGGUCCGUGUGUGUAUAGACUCAUGUUUCAAUUUUUGAUUGCUGUGAUACAUUAUUAACAUUAAAAUAGUUGCACAUUAUUCGUUUUAUUUGCAAAUUUAUGACAAAUAUUAUGUACAUAUGAUUUCAUAUUAAGUAAAGAAAAAAAAAGGAUGAAGAGUUUUUUUUUUUUUUUUAAUUACAAAAUAUUUAUAUUUUAAAAUGUAUGCAAUAGUCAUUUGACUGUCACCAGAUUAUCAAUGUAAUUUAUUAAGGUCAUAAAAAGCAAGAGGACUGUUUUAACAAUUUCUGUGUUCGCCCUACAAAAGACAUCAAGUGUCUGAUAUAUUUCUAGAAUAUGUCUUCAAAGCUUAGAUCAAAAAUAAGGCUUUGAUUAUUAUAAGUUUAUCAUGAUUCAUUUUGUUAUUUUUCAUAUCCAUUGUCCAUGACUUUCAAAUACUAUUAAAGUAGCUAUAGUUAAGUUGAGUAGGAAGAAUAUUUUUAAUUGUGAGAUAUUUCAUGAAAUAUAUGGAUAUCUUUUUCUUUUUUCAUUAGAAUCAUUAAUCACAAGUAAUUUUUUAUUGCUUAAAUGUGUAGUCUGAUUAAGUGUUCUUUCAUUUAUUAGUUCUAAUAUGCCUAUCCAUUAAAGUGAUUCAAAUUCAUUGAUAUCGUUCUGCAGUUCAAAUGUCAUUUAGUUAUUAAAAGCAACUUUUUGCCUUAAAUAGCACACAUAUAUUAUACAACAUUGUAUGAUAUUACAUAUCAUCCACAAAAUUAUAUAAUAUUGUUAAAUAUUGAAUAAUAUAAUGCUACCCAAUAUUGUUCAAAAUUAUGCAACAGUUUGUGCUACCUGGAUAUUCAUAUAAAUAUUUUACAACAUACAUUCCAUUGUUUAAAUUAAUGAUUUUAUGAAUAAAUCAAAUGAAAUCUAUGGGGAAAAAAUUUAAAUGCUAUUGAUUUAAUCCUAUCUCAUUCUAAUUUGAUUUCCACAUAAUUAGGCAUCUAGAACCUUGUAAUCAACUUCAGAUAGUUCAAUAUAAAAUUAAAAUUGUGAUUUUUAGUGGGUCAUGUGUCUUUGUUGAUUAAGCAAAAAUUUAUAAAACUUUUAAAUCAGUGUUUCAGUUUUUUUAGCAAAUAUUCAUGAAAAUAAUAAGAUUUAAAUGGCAGCUUUCUUUGUUUUUGAAAAUUAAGCAAUGAAAAUUUUUAAGAUAAUUGUGAAUAUGAAAAUAUGUCCAGACUAAUAUCUUUUCCCCAUAUAUAUAAUUAUAUGGUGGAUGAUGUCAUACAUAACAGAUGACUUGUAUAUACAACAAAAAACAUGACAGUACAUUUUUUUAAAAUUUAUUUUUACAAUUUUUAGUUUAAUAUUAAUUAGAUGAUAUGGAAUUAUUUACACUAUUGGCGAGUUUUCACACUGUGAUAUAAUUAAUAUUAGUGAUUCUUGAUAUUUAGCGGCAAUUUUUUUUAUUGGUUGAUUUUAUAAAAGCUUAAACCAAAAAAUACAUUUUUAUGUUCCUGUAAAUGCUAGGUCCUUUCUGUUUAGUUCAUCAUUUUUUUUUUUUUUGUUAUUUAUUCAUACAUAGGCUCCUAUUUGUGCAUUUCUCUUCUUUUUCCCCAGUGCCUUUUUAGUUUAACGUUUUUAUUUACACUCAAAUGUAUUUGUAUCAUAUCUUUUUAACUGAAAUUAUUUUUUUCAUACUUUAUACUUAGACAAAAAAAAAGUUUUCUUCUUUUAUUUCAUUUUGAAUGUGAAGUGUUAGUUUCACGGAAAUCUAUUAAUGAUUCUGAAUUAAUAUUUAAAUCUCGUAAUUCCUUUUCCUUUGCAUUGAACUGUAAAAAAACAAUUUCACUGUAACAAAUAAAGAAGAGAAAAAGAUCCCAUCUCUCUCGUAAAAUAAAUUAUUCAAGCUGAAUGUGACAUAACUAUAGUUUCAAGUUCGAUUUAUAAUUCAAAGCUUCUUCAGUGUCAUGUUCUUCAUUAAAAGUCAUUUAUUUUUAAUGCAUUUAAUCAAAUUUUCAUGACUUCUAUCCAUAAACUUAAUUUGAUACUUUAAAUGGUUUUAAAAACAGCACAUUUCCAAAAAAAUUUCAUUCCCUUUAUAAUAUUAAUUUGACAAUCAAGAAUAAUUUGACUUCCAUGAAUAUACCAUGCUGUGUCUGAAAAUCAAACUUUCUAAAAACAUUACAUUUUUCUAUUUAUGUUGGCAAUCGUACUUUUGUAUAAAUUGUAAUUUGCACUGUACUUGUCAUUGUUUGUGCUCUUUUUCUGUGUUUUAUAGUGCAAACGAUUCACCCCCCAAAAGGUAUUUGUGUCUGUUUUAUUUAUAUUGUAAAUACUAAAAAAGAGAUGCUGUUAGUUUUUAUUUUAAGGUAUCUACCUACAUUAAUACAAUGUUUAAAAAUGUAGGGUUUAUUUUGCCCUGGAAAAAUUGUACAACUUAGAAAUAAAUAGUUGUUAAAAUUUAUUAUUAACAAGGAACAGUACUCAUAAAAGUAUUUUCAAAACAGUUUUAAUUUUUCAAAGGAAAAAGUUCUUGCAUUUAAUAAUAUUCGACCACUGUACUGGAUAUGUAGGAAAUUUUUAAUCUUAAACUACUUUUCAAAAUGUGUAUUGUAUUUUAUUUAAAUGGGUAUUUUAAUGUGGGUGGAUACCUUAAACUUCAACAUAUUGAUUCUGGUCAUUAUUUCGUUUUAUCGCUUUAAAAAAAAUAUUGAAGUUUUCAGUGAUACCUGUAUAAAAUGGGGAAAUUUAAAUUAUUCUUCAUGUAUAUAUUCUUGAAAUAGGUAUGUUACUACUUUAUUGUGUGUCAACCACAAUUGUAUAUUUUAUCUGUAAUUACAAUAAAAUUUUAUUUGAUUGAUA